GGAGACCAAAACAAUGGAAUCCUAAAUUCAGAUUUCAGAAUCUGCAACUCCGCCGGAAAUUCGAAACCAUGUGGAGGAACUCUGCGAUUUCGAGUUUCUCUUCGAAGCUUCUUUACGCCUCCAAUCCUAAUUAUCAUUACGCAUCGUCUUCAUCCAUUUUCACCGUUGACGGCGUCCGAUCGGUACUCUCUCCUUCUCAAUAUCAGUGUCAACGGUCAUCCACGUCAUCUGCAGCACAAUCUCCUUCCUCAUUAACUAAGUUAGGGUUUCUCAACAGUGGAACCGAUGCGAUUCAGCCUUUGGCGUCUAAGGCUAGAGAUGCCGUCCAUAUCGCUCGCCACUAUGGUCGCUGCUAUUGGGAGCUCUCGAAGGCUCGUCUCAGUAUGCUCGUAGUGGCUACUUCAGGGACUGGAUAUGUGCUGGGAAGUGGAAAUGCCAUUGAUUUUGCGGGACUUUGUUGGACUUGUGCUGGAACCAUGAUGGUUGCUGCUUCAGCUAACUCCUUGAAUCAGGUGUUUGAGAUCAGUAAUGAUGCCAAAAUGAAGAGAACAAGACAAAGACCACUCCCUUCUGGGCGUAUCACUGCAGCACAUGCAAUCACCUGGGCAUCUUCUGUUGGUUUAGCUGGCACUGCUCUAUUGAUAUGCAAGGCUAAUAUGUUGGCGGCUGGACUAGCAGCUUCUAAUCUUGUUCUCUAUGCAUUUGCCUAUACUCCAUUGAAGCAGAUUCACCCCAUCAACACAUGGGUGGGGGCUGUUGUUGGUGCUAUUCCACCUCUCCUUGGGUGGGCUGCGGCUUCAGGCCAGGUUUCCCUUAAUGGAAUGAUUCUUCCAGCAGCUCUUUACUUUUGGCAGAUUCCCCAUUUUAUGGCCCUAGCAUACUUGUGCCGUGAUGAUUAUGUUGCUGGAGGGUAUAGAAUGUUCUCUCUAGCUGAUGCUUCUGGUCGGAGAACAGCUGCAGUGGCUCUAAGGAACUGCCUCUAUCUUGUCCCUUUGGGGUUCAUAGCCUAUGAUUGGGGCCUGGCAUCUGGUUGGUUUUGUCUUGAAUCCACAUUCAUUACUCUUGCAAUAAGUGCCACAGCAAUUUCAUUCUACAGGGACCGGACCACUCAAAAAGCCAGGAAAAUGUUUUAUGCUAGCCUUCUUUAUCUCCCUGUAUUUAUGUCUGGGCUUCUAUUUCAUAGAAUCUCUGAUAACCAGCAACUUCUUGCGGACAGUUCAAAAGUGGUUGAUGAACUUUCAUCAUCGGAAAAUAUUGUACAAGAGAGUGAAGGUGCCAAUCGUAAGGUGUGGAGGCAGUCUACUGGUGGGCCACAAGCACGGCCACCUGUAGCAUUUGCUUCUGUUGCACCAUUCCCGUUUCUUCCUGCUCCUUCAUAUUCAACUCCGUGAUGUAUAAUAUCUAUUGUGCCUCAGAAUUUUGUAUCUUGAAUUUCGGACAUUCCUUUCUAAACCAUUUUCGCCUUUAAAGUUUAGCUUAGUUUUCUUCACCCAUUUUCAAGUGCAAUAAUCCAAGUUCCAUAUGCAAAUUUUCAUAAAUUUUCAGAUACACCGGUCUGAUUAGAACAAUGACCCAUGAGAAAUAAAAUUGUUCAUCUUGU
This is a messenger RNA of Rubroshorea leprosula, 1600 nucleotides long. Lineage: Eukaryota; Viridiplantae; Streptophyta; Magnoliopsida; Malvales; Dipterocarpaceae. The record is from the annotation of a GenBank genome assembly.